GCUAAAAGGGAAAGCUCCGGCAAACAACAGCCCACGGCGGAACCGACGGAACCGACAGACUCUCACGAAGCUCGUCAGUGGAAAUCAUGAAACAAAUCAGACAGCCAGAAGCCAAGGAAGCAGCGACAGGCGGCAAAACAAAUUUAGUGUAACAAUAGCAACUGCCGACGACGGAACACGGAGUCCGGAAAAGUGAGAGCCACCGAAAAAUACGUCCGUAUAUAUAAUAUAUAUAUAUAUAUGCUACGAAUUUACGCAUCCGGGGUAGCUGUGUGUGUAAACGUAUGCCUCCUUAAAUUAUAAAUAAGCGAAGAGCAAAUGCCGCGCGGAUAAAUUUAAAACUCUUUAAGAGGUGCAGACAACGCGAUUCGAUGCUGGAGAACUCGACGCGGUUCGGUUAGUGGAUUGGUGCGAGGCGAAAAGGAAUAUAAAGAAAAACUUUUGCGAAAGCAAUUUGGACGAUAGACAGGACGAAGCAUCCCCAACCACCGCCGCCAUGUAUGGAAUGCUGUACGAGAGUGUGCAGCACUACAUCCAGCAGGAGUACGGGAUGGAGACCUGGAGGGAGGUCUGCCAGAUAGUCGACUGCAAGCACCAGAGCUUCAAAACCCACCAGAUCUACCCGGAUAAGCUGAUGCCAGACUUUGCAGCUGCCCUUUCUGCCAGCACGGGCGAGUCCUUCGACUUCUGCAUGAACUUCUUUGGGAAAUGUUUCGUGCGGUUCUUCAGUAACUUUGGCUACGACAAGAUGAUCCGCUCCACGGGCAGGUACUUCUGCGACUUCCUGCAGUCCAUCGACAACAUCCACGUUCAGAUGAGGUUCACAUAUCCCAAAAUGAAGUCGCCCAGCAUGCAGUUGACUAGCAUGGACGACAAUGGCGCAGUGAUCCUGUAUCGAAGCGGAAGGACUGGAAUGUCCAAGUACCUGAUUGGCCAGAUGACAGAGGUGGCCAAGGAGUUUUACGGCCUGGACAUGACCGCCUAUGUCCUAGAGAGCCAGAACGAUAUCUGCGGGGGAACAGCGGGUCCCAUUAAGCUUACCGAAGGGCCUUUAACUGUGAUUGUAAGGUACCGACUGGACUUCGAUAACCGCGACUACAUGGCCAAGCGGGUGAAUGUCAUCGCCCAUCCUUCCCAGCUCAAGAUGCCCUCGGUGGACCUGAACGUGUUCCUGGAGCUCUUUCCCUUCACCAUUGUGCUGGAUCACGAUAUGAAAAUCACACUCGCUGGCGAGAAAAUCGUUGAGACAUGGAUCCUUCAUAAUCCAGGUGUAAAUCCAAAAACUUUCAUUGGCAGCCACAUCUUGGAACGCUUCAAGUGUCGGCGGCCCAAAGACACUCAGAUCGAAUGGGAGACGAUUCUGCAGAUGAGAACGGUUCUCUUUGAGUUUGAGUUAAUCCGAACAGGACACAACCGCGCUGCCUACGAUGCGGCCUUGAACUUUGACUUUGAAAACUUCGAUGAAGCCAGCAGUCUUAACGAGGCCCAGGCAAUGGCUUUGGCUAGUGCAAAGGAGUUUAGUGCGGAGCACGACAAGGAUGAGCCGACCACCUCCACCUCCAAGGACGAAAUUGAUCCUGCCACGGGACAGAGACGACACUCGGUGGGUCUUCGAUCUAUCCUACUCAAGGGUCAGAUGUUCUACAUCAAGGACGUGGACUCGCUGAUCUUCCUCUGCAGCCCUUUAAUCGAGAAUCUGGAUGAGCUGCAUGGCAUUGGUUUGUACCUCAACGAUCUCAAUCCUCAUGGAUUGAGUCGGGAGUUGGUGAUGGCUGGCUGGCAGCAUUGCUCCAAGUUGGAGAUCAUGUUUGAAAAGGAGGAACAGCGGUCGGAUGAGUUGGAAAAGUCCCUGGAACUGGCUGAUUCCUGGAAACGGCAGGGUGAUGAGCUGUUGUACUCCAUGAUACCACGUCCCAUUGCCGAGAGAAUGCGAAAGAGCGAGGAGCACGUCUGUCAGACUUUUGAGGAAGUUUCUGUCAUCUUCAUUGAGGUGCUAAACGUCUACGACAGUGGAUCCAAUAACAUUCAGGAUGCAAUGCAGGCAGUGACCACUUUGAACAAGGUUUUUUCGGCCCUUGAUGAGGAGAUCAUUUCCCCAUUCGUAUACAAAGUGGAGACUGUAGGCAUGGUUUACAUGGCUGUUUCGGGAGCACCCGAUGUGAAUCCCCUCCACGCGGAACACGCCUGUGACUUGGCCUUAAGGGUUAUGAAAAAGGUGAAGGCUCAUGCUCUGCCCGGCGUGGCUAUUCGAGUGGGUAUCAAUUCAGGACCCGUGGUAGCCGGAGUGGUUGGCAUGAAGGUACCUCGGUACUGCCUCUUUGGAGAUACUGUUAACACAGCCUCACGAAUGGAGAGCAGCAGUGAUCCCUGGAUGAUCCAGCUGUCCAACUAUACUGCGCUUAAGGUGAAGAAGGUCGGCUACAAGGUCGAAGCGAGGGGAUUUGUCAAGGUCAAGGGCAAAGGGGAGAUGGAAACCUACUGGCUUCUAGAGGGACCGGAGUAAUUUUGUAGAAUUUAAGAAAUUUGUAAUAAAUUGUUAAUGCCAGGAUGCAUACUACAUAAAGUGUGGGAACACUAUACAAAUAUUUUUUAAAGCUGGAGGUACUAACCUGUAUCAGCAGCUUUCAUUUGAAAAAGUUUGAUCAAUUCACUGCGUUGAUCGAAUAAAUUUGUAUUAUAGGGUCAAGACGAAAGAACGUAUUCAAAAACUAAUCCUCAUUUGUAUUUAAUAACAAUAUAAGCCGGGCCUUGUUCUCGCUUUAAAAUACAAUCUUUCCUAAGUAUUUGUAAAAGGAAUAUGGAAUAUUUAGCAAUAAAUACUAUGCGU
Messenger RNA from Drosophila ficusphila, 2827 nucleotides. Its product is annotated as soluble guanylate cyclase 89Db. NCBI's taxonomy places the organism in Eukaryota, Metazoa, Arthropoda, Insecta, Diptera, Drosophilidae. The record is from RefSeq and is a predicted model, not a curated record. The transcript has 2 exons. Gene Ontology annotation, molecular function: oxygen sensor activity; guanylate cyclase activity; heme binding. Bases 497 to 2503 code for a protein of 668 amino acids. Gene Ontology annotation, biological process: response to oxygen levels; nitric oxide-cGMP-mediated signaling; cGMP biosynthetic process. Gene Ontology annotation, cellular component: guanylate cyclase complex, soluble.